Messenger RNA from Cynoglossus semilaevis (tongue sole), 5109 nucleotides. RefSeq lists its product as uncharacterized. The transcript has 8 exons. The record is from RefSeq and is a predicted model, not a curated record. NCBI's taxonomy places the organism in Eukaryota, Metazoa, Chordata, Actinopteri, Pleuronectiformes, Cynoglossidae. The coding region runs from base 1220 to 2884 and encodes 554 amino acids.
UCUGUUUUAUGGGGCUGCAGGGAGCGUCUCAAAAUCUGGCUUCCUCUUUAUCAUACUUAAAAAAAAAGAAAUAAAAAAAAAGAAAUAGUCUUUUCCUUUACCUUGUCUGAAUAUCUGAAAUGAGUGCAUGUUUGUGGGUGUGAAAGGUGGUGAGAGAGAGAAAAAGAGAGAGAGGGAGAGAGAGAGAGAAAGAGAGAGAGAGCGAGAGAGUCAGCACAAAUAAAUGGAACAGCAGAGUGAACAGACUGAAGCUGAGAAGUGGGAGGGUUGGACUUGAGGAGAGAAGUGUUGCCUGUCCUGGUGGAAGUGGACAAUUUAGUCUCCAGUGUCCUUGAGACAGAGUACAGUCUUCAUUCUUCUGGAUAGCUGCUCAUUUCAAACAGAAACAGGAGCCAUCCUCUGGGAACUGACCCUCGUUCGGUGGGACAAGGUUUUUUUUUUUGACUCCAGGUUGAUUUGUCACCAUCAACACCAACAAGGAUCCUGAAGGUACACCAGGCUCCACCAAUAUCAAUCACUGCCCCUGAGGGAGGAAUAAAACAAGAAGAACAAGGGAAGAAGGUGAGAAAGGUCAGACAUCUACAAACAACAACAAGAAGAAAAAGUCUGAAAUGGUUCCUUUGGGACGUGCUGGAUUUAUUGCUCUACUUUGAAGUCCAGAAGAAAAGUCAAGUAAAUAAGGAACCCUCCGGUGAGAAAAGAAGGAAUUUCCUUGGUAAAAGAAAACCCAGAGUGGAUAUGAGAUAAGAAAAUAAAUAAAGGAAAUUUAAACUGGUGCGGCGAGAGAUGCUGUGAUUCAACGUUACUUUGAAACCAAGUCUUAUCACAUCAAGUAUACAGAGAGGAGACAGACAUUACAGGGAAGAUUUGGACAACGGGACAGUACUUUUCUUAGGGGAUAGUAAAAGAAUAAUUGGGAACUAUUUUUUUUCAAUAAAAAAUAUUAAUUAUUCUGGAACAAAAACUUAAUAUAGCUCUUCUACAGUUUGGAAAAAUAAGUAAAAAAGAAAAAAGUUAAAAAAAAUAAAGCAAAGCGUCAAACUCAAUCAAAAUGCAGAAGUGAAGAGUCAAAAGAAUUGAAAAAUUGCUGAGGACCAAAAGGAGAAAAAUCCGAAAAGUACUAUAACAAAGACAUGGACUAAGGGAUUAACAAGGAAACACGAGAAAAAGGACCAAACAAAGGGAAGACACAGGGAUCAAGUGAAGCUCAGGUGUGACCAUGAGGCUCCUGCACAUUCUUGCAGCUCCCAUCAUCCUCCUCCUCUUCUCCUCUUCGGCGUCCUCCUCUGGCAGUGUGUCACCAGGUCGACUGGAGCGCUGGGUUCGUGGAGGCCUCCAGUCUCUGCAGUGGGAGCAGCUGGAACGCUGUCUCCGUAUGUCCCAAUCCUCUGAAGCCGAGUGCAGGCAGCUGGCCCACCUGCCUCCCUCUGCUGUGGCAGUUUAUACCUCCGAACCAUACAACGGCGCAGGUAACACUGAAAAAGUCCUGGCCAUCCUGCCCGACUCCUCAGGAGGCAUGGUGAAAUCCAAACUCAGGGGAGGUUAUGAUGUCAGUCAGGUCCUGAAUAGAGACGGUACUCACAGACACCCACAGUCCUUUUCUGGCUCUGUGGCCCACGAUGCUGUCCUAGUCCUGGACCCAAGCCCGGGGGAAAACUUUGGACACCCAGUCUUUCUCUUCUAUGUGGAUGUGAAUGUGACAAAGAAGAGGUGUCUGCACAUGAAUGGCGUUUAUUUGGGUGACGAGUGUUUGACCCUGGCUUUGAAAAGCCGCUGCCAGAACCAGCUGAAACGUUGGCAAGUGGGUUGGCUGCCAGGUGGGACACUGCGUGGCAGAUCCAUCACCGUUGGCAGGGCAGGCCGAUUGGUUGAACGGGCCAGCGGAGGACUCUGUGUCAUCCACUUUUUGCCACUAGUGGUCGGAGUAGGAGACAGCAACCUGACGCAGAAGCUCAGAUGCGUUGAUCAUGGCGAAUUUGCAACGUGUCCUCAGCUUCUGCCUAUGGGCUCUCCCAGUUUGCCCAUCUCCAGUUGUGAGCUGAACAAGAACACCAGACGCUGCCACCAGCAGCCUCUGGCCACUCACCUGUCCUGUCGUCUCUACCAGACCUGUGACCACGCCGUGCUCAUCUCAGGUGGUUGGCGGCAACAGAUGACGUUUCAGCGUCACAUUCACAACCUUCAGAGGUUCUACAGAAUGCUACGGAUCAACGGCUUCCACAAAGAUCACAUCAAGACCUUCUUUGCCAGUGGUGGACAGCUUCCUGAAGACCUGGAGAAUGUCCACCCUGCAACCGAGAAAGCAGCGAUCCGUAACCACGUGUCAUACAUCUGCAGGAAGCAGCACUGUGCUGACACUUUGGUUCUCUACCUGAACUCACCCACACGCAAUGAUGGAACCAUGCUGCUGUGGGACGCAAAUCUUAAUGGAAUGGCUGAUCUAAAGGAGAGAUACUCCGUGAGUGAGCUGCUAACUGAUCUGGCGGGCUGCAGGGCAACCCGUGUUUUGCUGUUUGUGGAUCAAAGCUACAGCGGUGUUCUGUCUAAGAGGCUGAGGAGUUCUCAGAAACACCUGAAUGUUGUCCUGAUCCAGAAGCAGCCACAGCAGACCGACAUCCAGCAGAACCAGAGAAUGUCACCAGCCUCGGAAGACAACAGCUGGUCCUCGAUCCGGCCUGCAGACUGUCUCCUGGACCACCUGGAGAAGGAUGGAGGUGUGACUAACCUGUUGGAGUCAUGGGCAGGACUUCUAAAUGUCACCUUGGCUGGUGCUCCCUGCAAUGUCAUACCUCCCCUGACUGAUGGGGAGUUGAGGAAGGAGUAUCAGGGCUGUCAGAACCUGCCAACAGCACUGUGGCAUCAGAAACAGAGGCAGAUCAGCUAAAGGGAAGAGAAUGACCCAAUCCCCAAAUAAAUGUACACAUCCAAACAGCCGUAAGAGACACAGACAUUUUUAUCACACGCAGUAGUACGUUGGUGAAGGUCAAACACUGUCGCCAUAGAAACAAGAUUUCUGUUACAACAAUGAUCAUUUUAUCCUACUGAUUGUGAGUCCGGCCGGGUGGGUCCAAAGCUAGUCUUUAUGCUUUUUGUCUUUUGUCUUGCCCAAUAUAUCAAAAUAUAUCGUACAACGCAACAUGAUCAACCUCUGUGUUGUUAAGUUCCCUCAAUGUAAAAAGCAGACAUUUAAAUUUUCAUAAACUUCUUCCGACUUACAAUCGUGUGACUACUGACAUGACGACAAAAAUGAUUUUGCUUCCCAACUCUCUGCUCAGAGAUCGUAAUUGUAGUGGAGAUACCUUAUCCUAAUGCUAUUGUCCUGGACACCACAUGGACACAGUCUGUUUGCAUUUACAUGUAUGUUUGUGUAUGUGUGGUGCGUGCAUGUGUGUAAGAGAAAGAGUUCAGUGAGAGUCCAACCGCUCGUAAAGAUUGUGCUGGGGUCACGGCUCCAUCUCCUGGGCACUUCAAUGUUUUUGGAGUUAUUCGUCAUCCUCCGUUCUAAUCUUUGUGGACAGUUAUCUUUAGUUCCUUUCGUACCACGUCUUUUGGUUUUAUGACCACGACCAAAGCCAGGAGUGAUUGUUUGUAUUUUCGGAGACGCCAGUGUUCUUCUAUGGGCUCCAUGCAGCCCAGGUCAGUACCAUCCACUAACUACAUGUUCUAAGCAGGAGUGGCUGGAUACAACUUUUUCAUGUCCGAUACCGAUUCUGCAACUUUUCAGUAUCUGCUAAUACCAAUAUCAAUCUGAUGCCUUCUUUACUCCUCUAGCAUGCCGCAGCCUACCGUUGCUGAGGUGAUAGUGUCCCUGUUUACGGGAAAAGUUAAGUUGAGCAUUUGGGCUUAGGUAUCAGAUCGGAUGGUUUUUUUUGGACGUUUGAUCCUAAUAUGGGACUGAUACCAAUCCUGAGCAUCUGAUCAAGCCAUCUCCAGUUGAUCUAAACAUUAGUUGCUGAAGAAAUGAAGGUGGAGCUACUUUGACUGUAAGCUCACUGAUUGGUCAUUUGAUUAACAAAUUGAUUAGCAAAUGAAUGCUAGAAACUACAGUAGAAACUACAGGCAUUUUAGAGACUUACAUCUUAUUGUGUUUGAAAGUUUGACCCAUAUACAAGGGUAUUCUAUGGAUGUAGGAAAAUAAAUUGGUAUUGUAGUUUAGUCCAAAAACUAGCGGUAGCUUUAGUGAUACAUAUUCUAAACCAGUUUCCCUAACUUUUCUGGGGACCCAUAUUUUAAAAAUCACAAACCUUUGCGACCCAAGUCAAUAGACAUUAUUCGUAAUCUCCUGGGCAACAUGAUGCGAGACGACCCAAAAAAAACCUCUUGCGACCCACCUGAGGGUCGCGACCCAGUCUUUGGGAAACAAUGUUCUAAACUUGUGCGAGGUCUGCAGCUACAGCACCCAGUGUUUGUGUUUUUGUGUGUACAUGACUCAUGCCCAUGUGUACAGAAAUGAAGGUACUAGUACUUUAAUUUUUGUUUGCUAGUCCUAAAUGUGUACCACAGAUAAUUAUAAAAGUGCAGUAAAACAAAAUAUAUUGUAGGAGUAUUUUAGUGUGAGUACUGUUAUAUGGUUGGUUAUCACCAAUGUCAUUUUGCAAUAUGGCAAUCAAGCAAUCAAUCAAGUGCUGCCACAACCAAGAUCACCAGAUCAGGUGUAAAAAUGUGUCAAAAACUAAAGAGUCAACACCACCAACACUGAAAUCAAAUGAAAUCCCCUUUUUAUAGAAAAAUAGUGAAAAGUGUGUACAGUACAGUAUACAUGAAGUGUUUUUGUUUUCUUAUAUUUCAUGCUGAGAAAACAACCCACAUCCACAUCAAAAGUGUGUGUCUGUGUGUUUGCACAUUACAUUACACAUGCCCGUAGUCAAAGUACCACACGCUCUGUACCUGUAUAUACCACAGUCAUGUGUGUUUGUCAGACGUUCGCUGUUGUACUGAUUUCCCAGUAGUAACGUGUUUUAAAGAUGCUGAGAAGUGGAUCGACGGCAUUGACAAGCUGACCGUUUGUGUAACGGUCUGUACAGAACAUUAGGUGUCAGUAAGCGGAGGAGUUCCCUGUUGCAUGCAGUGUCCUGAAGUCUAACAUCAAUAAAAUACUUGUUGAAAGCA